AUGGCGCCCUCUGCGGAUGGUGUUCAGCAGCCGUGUGUGCUCCAUGGACUGUCGCGAUGGUACAUGGACACGCGAUGGCUGACUGCCACCUCCCCAUCUCUGCCGUUGCUCUCGACCCUCCGCCCGCAAGACCAAGAGACCGUCAAGGCGUACUACCAUUUGGCUGACAGGCAUAUGUCUCUUGCAUCAUAUUUGCUCAAAUAUUUAUUUAUACAUCGUGCUUGUCGUGUGCCAUGGGAUAAUAUUGUCAUUAGUCGGACUCCAGCGCCUCACAAAAGACCGUGCUAUAUCCCGUUAGUCUCAGAGGAUCGCGAUGAAAGCACAGCACCUGUUCCAAACAUUGAAUUCAACGUCAGCCAUCAAGCUUCGCUCAUCGCGUUAGCCGGCUGCGUUAUCCCUGGGGAUUUUAUAAUCGAAGCACCUCCGGCAACUGCAAGCACACCUGCUAAACCCUCCCCUACUACGGCCCCUGCCACGCCGCAGGUCGGCAUCGACAUAACUUGCACAGACGAGCGCUCUCGGCGUGGCCAGAACUCAAUUCCGGCAACGGAAGCAGAAAUGCAUUCUUUCAUAGAUAUCUAUGAUCAAGUCUUCUCAUCUCGAGAACUGGACACUAUGAAAUCCCUCCCUCUCUGCCCUCCGCGCACUGUGCCUUUGAGCCUGGGAGAAUCGAUUCAAUACCGUCUGCGCCGCUUCUACGCGUAUUGGGCUUUGAAAGAAGCAUAUAUAAAAAUGACGGGCGAAGCAUUGUUAGCGCCCUGGCUGCAGGAGCUGGAAUUUCUCAAUGUCAAUCCGCCGGAGCCGGCGAUGGACGGGGAGCGACCGGUGUGGGGGCCACCUGAGACCGGGGUGCAGGUGUGGCUAUAUGGGAGGCAGGUGGAGGAUGUGAGGAUCGAGAUGGUUGCGUUUGGCAGAGAAUAUUUGGUUGCGACGGCGACGAGGGGAGGCUCUGGCUUUGGAGCUAGCUCAGUUGAAUUGGCCCCUUGGGGUGAUUUCAGGCUUGUUGAUAUCGAACGUGAUGUUACCCCUUGUGCCACCGGCCAAUGUCAAUGUCUAAGGUGA
This is a messenger RNA of Uncinocarpus reesii 1704, 1062 nucleotides long. RefSeq lists its product as uncharacterized. Gene Ontology annotation, cellular component: cytosol. Bases 1 to 1062 code for a protein of 353 amino acids. The record is from RefSeq and is a predicted model, not a curated record. NCBI's taxonomy places the organism in Eukaryota, Fungi, Ascomycota, Eurotiomycetes, Onygenales, Onygenaceae. The transcript has a single exon. Gene Ontology annotation, molecular function: holo-[acyl-carrier-protein] synthase activity; magnesium ion binding.